UAUGAUUUUUUCCUUUUUAACAAUUAUGUCAUGAGGAUUUUCCUUUCAUUUAUCUGGUCUAAAGAAAAAAGAAAAAGACCAAUACCAUCGUAUGAUUUUUUCCGUUUUAAUGUCAUGAGGGCUUUCCUCUCGUUUAUCUGAUCUAAAGAAAUAGAGAGCGAAGGAAGAGAAACUCAGAGCUCUGGAUCACCAUGAUGACAUUUCAGAAAACAGAGUAAUGAGUUAUGAGCAGGGCCAAACCUUCCUUCCUCAACCCUGCCACCAAAUCAUACAACGCCAUCAUCAACCGUCUCUCUACUGCAGGCGCCUUCUGCGACGUUCUUCUCACCUACUCCUCUAUGCUUAGCACCGACACCCCUCCAGACGCCCACACAUUCCCCAGUCUCGUCAAGGCUUGCACCUCUCUCGACCUCUUCUCGCACGGUCUUUCCUUCCAUCAACGCGUCAUCGUUGAUGGGUACUCCUCGGAUUCCUACAUUGCCACUUCUCUUAUCAACUUUUAUUCCAAAUUUGGGCAUAACCAAAGUGCUCGCAAGGUGUUCGACACAAUGGAUGACAGAAAUGUUGUACCCUGGACUACCAUGAUCGGCUGCUACACCCGUGCAGGUGAGCACGAUGUGGCGUUUUCCAUGUAUAAUAUAAUGCGGCGGCAAGGAAUUCAACCCAGUUCAGUUACUAUGUUGGGCUUGCUUUCUGGGGUUUUGGAGCUCGUUCAUCUGCAGUGCUUACAUGCUUGUGUAAUUCAAUACGGUUUUGGGUCUGAUGUAGCUUUGGCGAAUUCUAUGUUGAAUGUGUAUUGUAAAUGUGGAAGAGUCGAGGAUGCUCAGGCUUUGUUUGAAUUGAUGGAUGCAAGAGAUGUGAUUUCGUGGAAUUCCUUGGUUUCUGGUUAUGCCCAGCUUGGGAACAUUAGAGAAGUAUUGCAGCUUUUGAUCAGAAUGAAGACUGACGGCAUUGAACCUGACCAGCAGACGUUUGGGUCUUUGGUGUCUGCAGCUGCAAUGCAGAGUAAGCUUGGGGUGGGAAAGAUGGUUCAUGGGCACAUCUUGAGAGCUGGGUUAGAACAGGAUUCACAUAUUGAAACAUCACUGAUAGGUAUGUACUUGAAAUGUGGAAAUGUUAAUUCUGCAUUUCGAAUAUUUGAAGGGAUGAUGCAUAAGGAUGUGAUUUCAUGGACUGCCAUGAUAUCGGGUCUGGUUCAGAACGAUUGUGCAGACAUGGCAGUCACAGUUUUCCGGAGGAUGUUAAAAUCAAGAGUGAUGCCAUCUACCGCAACCAUAGCCAGUGUUCUUGCAGCUUGUGCAGAGUUGGGAUCUUUUCCUCUGGGGACCUCAGUUCAUGGCUACAUAUUAAGACAAAGAAUAAAACUAGACAUUCCUUCUCAAAACUCUCUUGUUACCAUGUAUGCAAAGUGUGGCCAUUUGGAGCAGAGUUGCUCUGUUUUUGACAGGAUGAGCAGAAGAGACAUAGUUUCCUGGAACGCGAUCGUUUCAGGUCAUGCACAGAAUGGCCAUUUAUGUAAAGCACUGCUCCUCUUCAAUGAAAUGAGGAAAGCACGUCAAAGACCUGAUUCAAUUACCGUUGUUUCCCUUCUCCAAGCUUGUGCUUCCAUUGGAGCCCUCCAUCAGGGGAAGUGGAUCCACAACUUUGUGACCAAAAGCUGCCUUGGACCCUGCAUCUUGAUUGACACAGCCCUGGUUGACAUGUACUCUAAAUGUGGCGACUUGGGUUCUGCUCAGAAGUGUUUUGACAGAAUGCCGCAGCAGGAUCUGGUCUCUUGGAGCUCAAUCAUCGCGGGUUAUGGUAGUCAUGGAAAAGGAGAGACUGCAUUGAGGAUGUACUCUGACUUUUUGCAUACUGGGAUCCAACCAAACCAUGUGAUUUACCUCUCAAUUCUCUCUGCUUGCAGUCACAACGGUCUCGUCGACCAGGGACUGAGCUUCUUCCAUUCUAUGACAAAGGACUUCGGGAUCGAACCAAGACUUGAGCACCGUGCCUGCAUCGUGGAUCUCCUCAGUCGAGCUGGGAGGGUAGAAGAGGCUUAUAGCUUCUACAAGAGGAUGUUCCCAAAACCCUCCAUGGAUGUUUUAGGCAUACUCCUUGAUGCUUGCAGGACCACUGGCAAUGUAGAACUAGGGGACAUUGUUGCUAGAGAAAUUGUCAUAUUGAAGCCUGCAAAUGCUGGGAACUAUGUCCAACUGGCCCACAGCUAUGCUUCAAUGAAGAGAUGGGAUGGUGUGGGUGAGGUGUGGACCCAAAUGAAGUCCCUUCACUUGAAAAAACUGCCUGGGUGGAGUUUCAUUGAACUGCAUGGGACCAUUACAACAUUUUUCACAGACCACAGUUCACAUCCACAAUUCGAAGAAAUCAUGUUGGUUUUGAAAAUUUUGGGCAGUGAAAUGAGGAAAGUGGGCAUUCAUGAUUGAACGGAUCUGAGAAGAGGGUUCCCCUAACACAUCCACAGACAUUUUUCUAAUUUUCACUUUUUUUUUCUUCUUUUCAUUUUCCUCUUCUUAAAUAACUGAAAAUGCACGCUUCCACGUGUCACUCAAAGACAAUACCUCGUAUUCUAAAGCGCAACCGUCAAUGGACCCACGCGGAUCGUGCCCAAUAAGUUAAAGGUCCAAACUCAUUCACUUUUCCAAAACGACACUGUUUGUAUGUCUCAAAAGUGAGAAAAUGCUGUACUCCAUUUUCCUCUGCAACACAUUCCUCAUUUCUGAGCAGAGAUCGUGUACUUCUCCUCAACAAACGACGUCGUUUCAACAUCUCAAUGAAUCCGUCGCAGAGGUUGUUGAAGGUGGCUAUGACGGUGCUGGGGCUGUGCUUGGCAGCCUACAUAGUGGCGCCGCCGCUCUAUUGGCACAUCACGGAGGGCGUCGCCGCCGUAAGCCGCGACUCCUUCUCUUGCCCUCCUUGCCUUUGCGAUUGCUCUUCCCACCCUCUUCUCUCCAUCCCAGAAGGAUUGAGCAACAAUUCUUUUACAGGUUAGUGUUUCUUUCAAAAAUUGCAUGUAAAGGGGAGACAGAAAUGUGCUUGUUCUACAUACUUGACCUGAAGUUUUUGUUUGAAAAAUGGUAGGUAUCCUGAAGUGCUUCUCCAAACUGCUUCUCAAAGAUAUACAUGCCUUUUUUUCUCUUUCUUUUAUGGUAAAAUGAAGGGCAUAUGUGGUGUGCUUUAUCCAAGAAGCAGUUUGAACUGAUCAGAAAAUUAACCAGCUUUAGUUUGAUAAUGCACUUCUCAAUUGGAAUGGCUGAUAUCAAUUGAACUCAAAUGGUUUAUGUUAGGGUUGUGUAUAUUGUCUUAGUACAGUAAAUUAUUUUUCAAUUUUACAUUGCCUUUACUACUCUUUUUUGUUGAAUUUACUCUGCAUUUGCUUCUGGUCAAAACCAAUUGGGUCCAACACAUAUCUGAAGUAAAAGCCAACAGCUACUCCUACUAAGUGUUGUGUUAACAGUCUGUAAUAUCUAGAUCUAAUAGCUAUCAAAACCUUUUAGUUUUUUUGAUGUGGGAUAAGUAAGUUUUGAAGCUUAAAAUGAAAUUUGAAAUUGAGUGUAUGGAUUUAAACUUCAUUAGAAGUUUCCUACGGUUUUCAUAUUCUGUGGCACAUAUAUAGUGCUUGUUGUUUCUUCCUAAUAUGUGUGUGUGGCGUCGAACUUUUAAUGUUUGGUAUCUUACUGCUGCAGUUCUCAGCAUCAAACGUAAAAAUUCUGGCAUGCUUACUUGCACAAUAUUGACCAUUGAGUCAAGUUCAUUUUUCAGUAGCAUCACAUGGCUGCAAAUGGCUUGGCAUCUGGAUAGCAUUAGCAUGGGUCCAUGUCCAAUGUUUUUAACUGAUAACUCACUCAUCACUUAUGAUAGCAAUGGCAAGAGCUCAUGCCAGUAUUGGACACAUAGACAAGUUGACCUAACACAAUAACUUGAAAGAAACUAUGAUGCCCUGUAAGCAUAGGCAUGCUGAUUUCUCCCCCUUUUUUAUGAGCAUUGGCACAAUGAAAUAGGCAUAAGUUGUUAUCACACAGUCAACUAUCAAUUCAUUCUUUCAGCAAAACAAUGUAUUGUGUAUCAAAUAGUGUUAUUAGUUUUGUCAGCUCCAAGAUAUCCAUUUUUGUGCUGUUAUUUUAUUUAUUAGAAUUCUUUUUUAUUUAAAAAUUAGUAUCUUUUUAUUUUCCUCCUGAUGGCAUGCUGGUAUUUGGUACUUCGGAAUUCUAAAUUGUGCUUUCUCGGGUAAAUACAGUUUCAGCUCUAAGGAACCCAUUUUUGUGCUGUUCUUUUCUCUCAUUCUAGGUUUUUCUUUAAAAUUAGGACUGGUAUUUUUCAUUUCCUCCUUCAUCUGCACUAAGGGACCAUUUUUUUGUGCAUUUGGUUUCUUUAUUGGGACAAAUUUUUUUAAUGUAAAAAACUAAUAUUUUUCAUCUCCUUCUCCUCUUCCCCCUUCUAUUGGGCUUUUCUGCUUCCUGAUUGAUGACAUGCUGGUUUUUUUAGUGUGGCAUUCUUUUUGUUCAUUUCUUGUAUCUUUUUCAGAUUGUAUGAAGCAUGACCCUGAGGUGAGCGAGGACCUGGAAAGGAGUUUUACAGAUCUGUUGUCCGAAGAACUGAAGCUAAGAGAAGCUGAAGCUCAGGAAAACCAGCAGCGUGCAGACAUGGCACUGUUAGAGGCUAAGAAAAUGGCGUCUCAGUAUCAGAAGGAAGCAGACAAGUGCAACAUGGGUAUGGAAACCUGUGAAGAGGCUCGGGAAAAGGCGGAAGCAACUUUAGACAUCCAGAGGAAGCUCACUGCAAUGUGGGAGUUCAGGGCUCGCCAAAGAGGAUGGAAAGGAGGUCCCAUUAAACCUCGUAGCUAAAUCUUUGGCUGAAGUAAUGCUCACCCACCAUGGUUACCACACACCUUUAGUGCUGACAGGAUCCUCAAAGAGGAGGGAGUUUUUGUAGUACUUUAUUAAUAUGUUCAUUUGUUUGUUUGUCUAUUUAAUUAUUCUUUAAUGUUCCUUUUAAUGAAAUAUAGUUCAAGCUUUCA
Molecule: messenger RNA, 5014 nt
Organism: Vitis vinifera (wine grape)
Lineage: Eukaryota; Viridiplantae; Streptophyta; Magnoliopsida; Vitales; Vitaceae
Product: pentatricopeptide repeat-containing protein At4g04370
Exons: 2
Coding region: 225-2423 (732 amino acids)
Biological process (GO): RNA modification
Molecular function (GO): RNA binding; protein binding
Source: RefSeq, a predicted model, not a curated record